AUGAUACGUUUAAACUCUACCGUUAGAACUGGCCGCUCGGUCAUAUUAGACCGGAACGAGUGCAAGCCACAUCGCUUGGACGACGAAUACCUGAAGCGGUUCCUGAGGGCGCGCCGCUUCGUGUCCGCCCGGGCGCACGGGCUGUACGCGUUCCAGUUGCACCAGUGGGGCCUCCACGUUUUCAACUGCUCCAGAAUUUUCGAGGCCCUGUUCCACCUCUUCAAACGCUUAGCGCCCAGCGACGAACUCUGGCGGAAAGUUACCGUCUCCCAUGGACUUCCACAAUACCUGGUUGAUUGCAAUCUGUUCAUCGACCCGGAGUGCCUUCCUGCAAGGUACGGCGGCCACAGACGGCCGGUGUCGCUGGGCGAAUGGCUGACGAAGAUCAGGGGCUACAGGGAUCGAAGUUUUGUCGUUCCCGCCAAUUUGUCAUCGCUAUCUCAGACGAUGCCGUUCAUCGAUAUAGCCUUCCAAGCGGAGAUCAGCAGGUACGAGGAUGCAGAUUUCGAGGAGAUCGCGAGGAGGAAUUGCAACGAGGAGCCACGGCGGAGGAGCCACGCGAUCCAGGAGCUGAGAAACAUGGUGUACGAGAGGGGCGAAUGUCAUCCGAGGCGAAUGGAUGACGCAUAUUUACUUCGAUUCCUAAGAUGCCGUCGCUUCAUACCGGCGUUAGCGCACAAACUGAUGGUCCGUUACGAAGAGUUUCGCAGGAAGAACGCAUAUCUGUACGACUGCAGUGCCUUCGGGCUGCAGAAGGUGAAACACGUGUAUGGUGGCACGUUCCCAGAGAGCCCAGUCCACGGACGCAUCACGCUGAUGAGAUUUGGUAAAUGGGACACGGACGCGGUGCCCAUAGUGGACGUGGUGCGUUGCGCCCUCAUCAUGGACGAGGUAGCGGUUCUGCAGCCGAAGCUCCAGAUCCUGGGCGUCACGAUCAUCGUGGACCUCGAGGGGCUGAGCAUGCGCCAGGUCAGCCACCUGACGCCGACAAUAGCGGGGCAAAUCGUCAGCCUGAUGGGGGUCUCGUUCCCGCUUCUGAUGCACGGCCUGCACAUAAUCAACUACAACUGGUUCCUGCACACGUUCUUCUACGUUUUCAAGCAGUUCAUACCGCGGGCCGCCUGGGAAAGGAUCCACUUUCACGGCUACGACAUGUCCUCCCUCCACAAGCACAUCGACCCCGCCCACCUGCCCCCAGAGUAUGGGGGCACCUGUCAACAUGUCAUAUCCACCGAGGAGUGGCUGAGGAAGGUCAACUUGUACAAAGACGACUUCAUGGUUCAAGAGCUGAGGGAUCUGGGUUUCACAGUGGAU
Iphiclides podalirius (scarce swallowtail) is the source of this 1314-nucleotide messenger RNA. The record is from the annotation of a GenBank genome assembly. NCBI's taxonomy places the organism in Eukaryota, Metazoa, Arthropoda, Insecta, Lepidoptera, Papilionidae.